UUCCAGCUCUGUUAACUGGUGCCUUAUUCCCGGCGGAUCCGAGCGCGCUCUGAGGAGGCGCUCCUGUUCCCUGGGGCUUUCUCCCUGUGUCAGCGGGUGGGGGAGAAUCAAGCCAAGCUCAGCCCUUUCACACUUGGGCUCUACAUUCCCCCCUCACACCCCAAGUUGGUUAUUUCCCCCUGCAUUUGGUGGCCUUACUUGCAGAAUAAAUGCUUAUCUUGAACCAUCUAACUUUCAGCUGAACUCUCAUCUCUCAACACUGGCAAAUAUUCAUAAGAUCUACCACACCCUUAACAAGCUAAACCUAACAGAAGACGUUGGCCAAGACGAUCACCAAACAGGAAGUCUGCGGUCUUGCAGUUCUUCGGACUGCUUUAGUAAAGUGAUGCCGCCGAGGAAAAAGAGAAGACCUGCCUCUGGAGAUGAUUUAUCUGCCAAGAAAAGUAGACACGAUAGCAUGUAUAGAAAAUAUGAUUCAACUAGAAUAAAGACUGAAGAAGAAGCCUUUUCAAGUAAGAGGUGCUUAGAAUGGUUUUAUGAAUAUGCAGGUACUGAUGAUGUUGUAGGUCCUGAAGGCAUGGAGAAAUUUUGUGAAGACAUUGGUGUUGAACCAGAAAAUGUAGUUAUGCUUGUCCUAGCUUGGAAAUUGGAUGCACAAAACAUGGGCUAUUUUACUCUACAGGAAUGGUUAAAAGGAAUGACCUCUCUACAAUGUGAUACAACAGAAAAACUCAGAAAUACCCUGGAUUACUUAAGAUCAUUAUUAAAUGAUUCUACAAACUUUAAACUUAUUUACAGAUACGCGUUUGACUUUGCUCGGGAAAAGGACCAGCGCAGCCUAGACAUAAACACUGCCAAGUGCAUGUUGGGACUGUUAUUAGGAAAAAUCUGGCCCCUUUUUCCAGUUUUUCACCAAUUCUUAGAGCAAUCAAAAUAUAAAGUGAUUAACAAAGACCAGUGGUGCAACGUGCUAGAGUUUAGCCGAACAAUUAACCUUGACCUCAGCAACUACGACGAAGAUGGAGCGUGGCCAGUUUUGUUGGACGAGUUUGUGGAGUGGUAUAAAGACAAGCAGAUGUCCUAGGACUUUAUGCAUAGCAGCGAGAGAGUCACUGUUACCACAGUUCUGUCAACCAUUAGCCAUAAAUUGCUGUUUGUAUCCAAGCGCAUGCUGCUUUUCUUGCACUGUCUCCGUUUGGCAGGGACAUGUUGGUGUUUGCCAUGAAUGGGCCAGCUCUGCUUGCUGUGUAGCAUUGUUCUCUUGGAAGGCUGCUUUGCAGUUUGUAUUUACACUACAGAUUGGUGAAUUUGCCAACGUCCUCACUGUGAUGAUGUGUAUAUUGCUGUUUAAAUUUUGUAUAUGUGUAUAAAAAGAAAAAGCUUCACCUAGAGAUUAUUUCUGCAAAAAUGUAAAAUAAUCUUUGUGGCAUAUUUCUAGUCCCUUUUUUCAAAUGAACCAGUUAUACUUUUAUUUGGUCUCAAAUGUAGCAUUUCAGAAGACAAGACAGAACAGCGGUUACCAUAUGCAGGUGUUGCCAGAAUUCACCUUGUUGUUUAAGAGGCCAACUUGUGGAAGGAGGUGGGAGUCAUAACUUUUCAGAGGCAUAUGCCAAAAGUAACUUGGUUUACCUAAAUAUUAGCAUUUUUAAAUGAUGAAAGUUAGAAUAAUCGAACCACAUAGACACAUGCCACGCCACCAAUCAUUUCCGCCACGCAGGGUAUAGGUUUUGAUUUUCUAAUGUUAAACCUGUCAUAGUUUGAAUAUAGGUACAGAUGAACAAAUUGAAGUUGCACCUUCUCCCCCCCCCCCCCCCCGCAUUGGUUUUAAACUCUUAUAAAUUUUUUUUUUAGUGUUUUUUUGUUUUUUUCUUUUGCAUUCUUUUAGUCAGUGUUUGGUCUGCUGAUGCUUUCAAUGCCAUUCUAAGUAAAAUUUAUUUUGCUGCCUCCAUGAAAACCUAAUGGUUUGCUGGCAAUUUGUCACCGCAGAGCACUUUUAGUUGUGGCUUGAAUUUUUAGUUAAGUUUUCAUGGUGUCUAAUUUGUGAAUUUUGGGAGGCGGGAAGAACUGUACUAUAAGUGAGAGGUGUUUUUUUUGUUUGUUUUCCUUUUUUGUGUCUUUCACGCUAGGCUUUUCCUGGCAGAAUGUCCAUUGCAGGCAGUGGACACGACACCACCAGCAUUGAGCUAAAAACUGUAUUACACGGUAGGACCUUUCCUGGAGGGGUCACUCGUCAUUACCUGAGAAAGGUGUACAGAGAGGUGAUAGCCUUUAUUUAUGUGGAUGAGGAAAUAAGAGCUAAGCAGGAGGGUAUUUUUAGGUUUGUAUCUUACGUCUUUUUUUUUUUCCUUGUCUCACCCUUCUUGAGCAAAAUGUAUAGAUAACAUGUUUCUCCCUCAACUAUUUGGUGCUAUCGAAUGACUAAUUUAGUCCUCAAAGUUUUGUGAACACACAGAAGUCUAGCGACUUUAAGACAAAGCUAAUGGUGCAUUUGAACGAGGAAAUCCUCACUUGUAGGCAGAAUCCAUAUGACUGAACAUGAAGCGGUUGGAGCAGGUUGGGACUAUUUCUGAACCUUGCCCCCAAAUCUUUUGGGUCAAAUGUGAACCUUUUAAUGGCAUUAAAUGAGUAAAGCACACAGACAAUGCUACUCUUGACCACGAUUUCAAGUUUCUUGGCAGUGUUCAGAUUUUCAUUUUUUUUUUUCCCCCUAACUGAACCACCAAAGACAGAAAUGUUGUGUGUAUAUACAGUGUGUGUGCGUAUACAAAAUCAUGAGACGGUAGACUGAAAUUACUUCCUUUUUCUACCAAAUAGAAAGGUUUGGUUUGCUGUGAAAUAAACCAGAAGUUUGAAAAACUCUGUAGUGACGAAGCAUACUUACUUAAUCAUUCCUUAUUUCGAAGUCACGGACUCCCUUCUACACCUUAAUGCAUUCAUGCCAGUUUGCACAAAUCACUCAUCUGCAGAGAAUAGGCGGUGUUGGAAGGGCUUCCGAUCCAUAAUCCUGUGGUGGUUAGGCUGUAGGCUGGUUCAAAUCCGUGGAGAACUGGACUCACUUUCAAAAGUAUCCCAUGAAGUUAAAAACUCACACUGUAAAGGCAGCAGUUCUUAAAUUCAAUCAACUCUCGUUUUGUUUAAAGCAAACACAAAUCAUAGAUGAAAUCAUUUUAAAAGAUGUUGUGAGAAACUGGAGAAUUUUUUAAACACCAAGCACAGUUAAUUCUAAAAUAAAAGAACUGUUAACAGGGAAGAUGUUACCUUUUCACCACCAGGAACAUUUUGAUGAUAGGGGUUUUGGAAAAGCUAAGUCAGAACGACUUCCCGAUGUAUAUAAUAUGGAAGUCGGUAUUCCAGAGGGAUAAUCUCACCUACUUGGAAAAGUCCAGGUCAUCUUUGACCUCCCUUGAAAAAUAAAUCUUUGUGAGCAGACAGCUUGCCCUUGGUUUUCUUGACUUGAUGCAGUUAUUUCUAAGGGAAGGAAGAGGGACCAGCGUAAUAAGACACUUUUUCUUAAACACCUCCCAGAGUUACAUAAAAUGGAGCCCUCCCCAAGCACUUACGUAUGGGCUGAUGCUAAGUGAAUGAGGGUGCCUUCUCCUGGUGUUUCUUAGCAGCCACGUCUCCACCCUUUCUCUCUUUCCAUUGUGUGUUUUGACUCCAUGUUGCAAUACUGUGUCGUAACGGAACACAACGUGUAGAUGUUUACUGCUGCGGUAGGUCGGAAAUUUCAUUAUUUGAUUUGCACCCUGUGUCGACGUUACCUACGGCUUAUUGGAAGCAUGACCUCCGAAUUCAGUUUUCGUAAAUCUGACUAAACAGACCUCUAGAUCCUGGUUUAACCACAGGCUUCUGCUGCCUCUCCGCCUCUAUCUUAACAGUGCUUUUGGAGUCGAUACCGGAAGCUUUAAGAGUUAGUUUGUGCCCUUGGUUUUUAUUCUGACAACUGCUAAGAUACCUCUGUAAGCCUUACCUUUUAUUUUUUCACACAUUGUAUAAUAAAUGUAUAGAAUUCAUUGACCAACUAAAAGGUUGGGUGUCUGUAAAUGAGACCAAAACAUGGGUUGCUUUUUUCCAUGAAGUCGUUUCUCUCGGGGGUUACUGUGCGUGAACAGCAGCUAACCUGUUACUGUGAAUGCCUCGCGUCGUCAGUAUUUGCAUCACCUUCAUGAACGUGUGCAAGUCCUGUGACUCCCAGCUUAACUGAGAUCCUGUUAUGCCACCUAACUCGAGUACUGCAAACUGGUUUUAGGUUUUAAUGGAAUUGAUGUACAAUGAUAUCCCAUAAUAAAAAGUAUUUGUGUUUGGUUUCAGAA
Molecule: messenger RNA, 4313 nt
Organism: Sus scrofa (pig)
Lineage: Eukaryota; Metazoa; Chordata; Mammalia; Artiodactyla; Suidae
Source: RefSeq, a predicted model, not a curated record